Pseudocercospora fijiensis CIRAD86 is the source of this 1821-nucleotide messenger RNA. RefSeq lists its product as uncharacterized. Lineage: Eukaryota; Fungi; Ascomycota; Dothideomycetes; Mycosphaerellales; Mycosphaerellaceae. Bases 1 to 1821 code for a protein of 606 amino acids. The transcript is spliced from 6 exons. The record is from RefSeq and is a predicted model, not a curated record.
AUGUCUACCACAGAUCGACUCACCACACUGCGGACAAGCAUCACAACUGCCGUCAACUCGUUUUUCAGCGUCUCUUUUAGUUUCGUGUCCUCUCGCAAAGGAAUCCAAGGCCAGGUCGAACCAGCACAUGAACCGGCUCUGCCUCAAACACCACCACCGAAAUGGUGGCAGCGAAUGUCAUACACUCCAGAAAGCGACAUCUCUCCACGAAUGUCUCCUCACCUCUUCAAACCUCCACCAUCACCAGAACCUCCAAGGUGCCCAGCUCAAGUCCAAGCCGAUCUUCGAAAAUACACCCCCGAGGGAGCGAAGUGCGCAGGAGACAUGGACCUCUUUGAAGACGUCUUCCAGACUCCAGAAGCGGAAUUCCAAGCCGGCGCACCUUUCCAACUCAGUUGUCCUCCUCCUGCACCGAUUUCAUGGCGGAGUUUUAUCGCUUCGAAGGUUCAGCCGCCUCCAACGCCGAGAAUGGAAAUUCGUAAGGCUACCGUGGCUACGCACAAGCGGAAGCGCGUUGAUGUGCUUGUUUGGAACAAGAGAGGGCAAGGCAACCGUCGUGGCGAAGACGAUGAGCCGGCGCGGAAGAAGGCGAGGGUAGCAGCGUUUGCAUUACACGAGAUCUUGCACAUCUUUACAAUACAACGCACGUCCGACAAAGAAGUUCUCUCCAAGCCCCUGCGUUGUUCCAUUGUUCGCCGGCCCUUUGUCAGAACAAAGAACAACGAAGUUAUUCCUGGCUUCGCGGAACGUCACAAGCCAAAGGCGCUGUACUUGAACCACCAGCAGAAGCACCUCGUAUACUCCGCGCCAUAUUCAUUCGCUCUCUCUUCUACUCCUUCAGCUUUCUCAGAGGCGCUGAUCGCCAUUGAAAGCGUGUUCAUUCCAGCUGGUUCUGAAGCGCUAUGCCAAGAGCAUGUCGAGGCGACGUGCAUAACGUGCCAAAACAAACACGGAUUCCCGAUCGAAAUCGAUAUCUACGGCAAUCCGAGACCGUUGCAAUGGUCAAUCAGAGCGGAUACUUCUGCUGUCCCUCAGGAUCUCGAAGAAACCCACCCCGCUUGCCAAUUUCAUGGUUUGGAACUGUCUACGCCUACCUUCCGCACGAAUGCUAUCUACUCCACAUCGUGCGGCGAUGAUGGCCAUGUGCAUCAACUGGACUACACCGGCAUGAUCAAAGCAGUCCUCCAACACGCCCAUCGAGUUCUAGGCACACUAUCCUCUCAAAAUGCGCCUCAUCACUGGCUCUACGCUCCCGCACAUUGUCGAAUGGGAGUCCGCAUCGGCAACGAUGGCAUUGGUUUCCUCGACUCCACAUACGAGAGAGUCGAACACCUAACCCGAGUCUGUGCUCGCCAAAUCGACAUGCUACACAUGGGCCAGAGCCAUACAACAGCCCCAGCUCCAGCAAACUCCGCCUCUUCAACCAUCGACUUCACCCAGUCUCCAUCAACUCUCGACUCAUCGCAAGCCUUAGCCUGGACCGACGUCUGUCUUUCGACGCUCCGAACCUGUGCCGAUGCCGAACACACAUCUUUCACGCAGGACCUCUCCUCACACGGUCGAUUUGGUUCUCCCACGUUCGCGACAUCGGAUUUCCUCCAAGCUCUCGGAACUUCUGCCGCAUCCCGACGUUUCUAUGAGUCUUUAAUCGCAAGCACCCAGAAAAAAUGCGAAGAAAUGCUAGCGACUGCGAUGGGAGCUAUGGCUUCGGGGAGUAAGAUUGCAGAGCUUGCAUUGGAACGGGCUAACCGAGAGCUGAAGAUUGCUGACUCGGAUGCUGUGCUCGCUACGAUCAAAGUGAAGCUUUUGGCGGGACUAUAG